Nilaparvata lugens (brown planthopper) is the source of this 1166-nucleotide messenger RNA. RefSeq names its product zinc finger protein 239-like. Gene Ontology annotation, molecular function: RNA polymerase II cis-regulatory region sequence-specific DNA binding; DNA-binding transcription factor activity. Gene Ontology annotation, biological process: regulation of transcription by RNA polymerase II. The record is from RefSeq and is a predicted model, not a curated record. The transcript is spliced from 2 exons. The coding region runs from base 26 to 1129 and encodes 367 amino acids. Lineage: Eukaryota; Metazoa; Arthropoda; Insecta; Hemiptera; Delphacidae.
AUCGAUUGUCUUCUCAUUGUUUGUGAUGUCAAUAUUGCAGAUGGCGAGAGUUAAGCAGGAGAAUGAUAGCAGUCAAGAACCAGCGCCAGAGUGCAGCACUGCAUGCUCUCCAACUGAUGAUGAUUUCAGCCAACAACAUUAUCUAAUCCCUGGCUAUAAUCUAAUAUUCAUCAAAGAGGAAGAAUAUGUUGAGCAAGAGGCAGAAGGAUGUUCAGUGGAGAGUGAACCGGAGAUGUGGCCUUCAAACUGCAGCACAUCUGAAACUGCCAAUGCAACAGAAGUGGGUGGACUGAAUGCACAUUCAAUCUCACCCAUGGAAGAGUGCACUGAGCCAUCUGUGGCUAGCAAAAAUAUCAAGCUCUACAGCUGUGCUGACUGCAGCUAUAAAACUCCAUCGAUCUUCAAUUGGAAGAGACACAUGACGAAACACACUGGGGAAAAGCCUUUCAGUUGUGAGUUAUGUGACUAUAAAUGUACUCAAUCUGGUACUUUGAAGGAACAUAUCAGAACACAUACAGGAGAAAGACCUUUCAGCUGCGAGUAUUGCGACUAUAAAUUUGUUCGAUCUGGUGAUUUGAAGAGACAUAUCAGAACACAUACAGGAGAAACACCUUUCAGCUGCAAGUAUUGUGACUAUAAAUGUGCUCGAUCAAGUGCUUUGAAGGAACAUAUCAGAACACAUACAGGAGAAACACCUGUCAGCUGCGAGUAUUGUGACUAUAAAUGUGCUCAAUUAAGUGCUUUGAAAUCACAUAUCAGAACACAUACAGGAGAAAGACCUUUCAGCUGCGAGUAUUGUGACUAUAAAUGUGCUCGAUCAAGUCAUUUGAAGGAUCAUAUCAGAACACAUACAGGAGAAAGACCUUUCAUCUGCGAGUUUUGUGACUAUAAAUGUGCUCAAUCAAGUAAUUUGAAGGAACAUAUCAAAACACAUACAGGAGAAAGACCUUUCAACUGCAAGUAUUGUGACUAUAAAUGUGCUGGAUCAUAUACUUUGAAAAAACAUAUUAGAACACAUACAGGAGAAACACCUUUCAGCUGCAAGUAUUGUGACUAUAAAUGUGCUCAAUCUGGUACUUUGAAAAAACAUAUAAGAACACAUAAUAAAGGAGAAACAACUACUAGCUGAAAAUUUGUGACUUUACAUGUGCUCAUUCAAAUUAAUU